UCUGUCAGACCUGGCCCUACCUGAGCAUGAUCAUGGAAAACAAGUUCCGGGAGAAACUCGAGCCCAAGAUCCGGGAGAAGAGCGUCCACCUGAGGACCUUCACCUUCACCAAGCUCUACUUUGGACAAAAGUGCCCCCGGGUCAACGGGGUCAAGGCGCACACUAACCAGCGCAACCGAAGACGGGUGGUCCUGGACCUGCAGAUAUGCUACAUUGGGGACUGUGAGAUCAGUGUGGAGCUGCAGAAGAUCCAGGCUGGUGUGAGUGGGAUUCAGUUGCAGGGCACGCUGCGGGUCAUCCUGGAGCCCCUCCUGGUGGACAAGCCCUUCGUGGGAGCCGUGACCGUGUUCUUCCUCCAAAAGCCGGUCCUGGCAGGGAGGCGGCAGGCCUGGCAGCCCCGGACGUCCCAAGCCGAGGCCUGCGUAGGGCUGAGAGGUGCCCUCACCUGCCUGACACCCCUGUGGAGGUGCCCCCCGCAGCCGGCUGCGUUCUCCAUGCUGCAUCUGCAGAUCAACUGGACAGGCCUGACCAACCUGUUGGAUGCGCCAGGAAUCAAUGAGGUGUCAGACAGCCUGCUGGAGGACCUCAUUGCCGCCCACCUGGUGCUGCCCAACCGCGUGACUGUGCCUGUGAAGAGGGGGCUGGAUGUGACCACCCUGCUCUUCCCUCUGCCCUGCGGAGUGCUCAGAGUCCACUUGCUGGAGGCCGAGCAGCUGGCUCAGAAGGACAGCUUCCUAGGGGUCCGAGGCAAGUCAGACCCCUACGCCAAGGUGAGCAUUGGCCUACAGCAUUUCCGGAGUAGGACCAUCUACAAGAACCUGAACCCCAUCUGGAAUGAGGUAUUUGAGUUUGUAGUGUAUGAAGUCCCUGGGCAGGACCUGGAGGUGGACCUAUAUGACGAGGAUCCCGACAGGGACGACUUCCUGGGCAGCCUACAGAUCUGCCUCGGGGAUGUCAUGACGAACAGAGUGGUGGAUGAGUGGUUUGUCCUGAACGACACAACCAGCGGGCGGCUGCACCUGCGGCUGGAGUGGCUUUCACUGAUCGCCGACCCAGAAGCUCUGAUCGAGGACCAAGGUGGCCUCUCAACUGCCAUCCUCGUGGUCUUCUUGGAGAGUGCCUGCAACCUGCCGAGAAACCCUUUUGACUACCUGAAUGGUGAAUAUCGAGCCAAAAAACUCUCCAGGUUCACCAAGAAUAAAGUCAGCAGAGAUCCUUCUUCCUAUGUCAAGCUAUCUGUAGGCAAGAAGACACAUACGAGCAAGACUUGUCCCCACAGCAAGGACCCAGUGUGGAGCCAGGCGUUCUCCUUCUUUGUGUCCAACGUGGCAGCUGAGGAGCUGCACCUGAAGGUGCUAGACGAUGACCAAGAAUAUGCUCUGGGAGUGCUGGAGUUCCCCCUGUGCCAGAUUCUACCCUAUACAGACCUCACCCUUGAGCAGCGCUUUCAGCUGGACCACUCAGGCCUGGACAGCCUCAUCUCCAUGAGGCUGGUGCUUCGGUUCCUGCGCGUGGAAGAACGAGAGAUGGGGAGCCCAUACACAGGACCUGAAGCCCUAAAGAAAGGUCCUCUGUUCAUUAAGAAGGUGGACACCAACCAGGAUCCCAAAGCCCCAUCCCAGGGAGAGUGCCCUGCAAAUUUGCCAUGCCCCCCAGAUCCUGCUUCUGAUACCAAAGAAACCUGCACGAGCACCAUGACAACCACCAGGGCCACUAUUGUUGCCACCGAGCCCAUGCCCCAAGAGACAGGCCCAGAGCCCAAAGGCAAGGACAGUGCCAAAGGGUUCUGUGAGCCCUUGGGGAAGAAGAGGAGUUCAGCCACCACCUUCCUGACUGUCCCAGGCCCCCACUCUCCAGGGCCCAUCAAGUCACCCAGACCCAUGAAAUGCCCUGCCUCCCCACUCGCAUGGCCGCCCAAGAGGCUGGCUCCCAGCAUGUCCUCGCUCAACUCCCUGGCCUCCUCCUGCUUUGACCUGACAGAUAUCAGCCUCAACCCUGAAGGCGGGGAGCUCAGGCGGCGGAGGCUGGGUGAGGUGCAGCUCACCGUGCGUUAUGUGUGUCUGCGGCGCUGCCUCAGUGUGCUCAUCAACGGCUGCAGAAACCUGACACCCUGUACCAGCAGUGGGGCUGAUCCCUAUGUCCGUGUCUACUUGUUACCGGAGAGGAGGUGGGCAAGUCGUAAGAAGACCUCAGUAAAACGGAAGACCCUGGAACCCCUGUUUGAUGAGACAUUUGAAUUUUUUGUUCCCAUGGAAGAAGUAAAGAAGAGGUCACUAGAUGUCGCAGUGAAAAACAGUAGGCCACUUGGCUCACACAGAAGGAAGGAGCUAGGAAAAGUACUGAUUGACUUAUCAAAAGAGGAUCUGAUUAAGGGCUUCUCACAAUGGUACGAGCUGACUCCAGAUGGACAGCCCAGAAGUUGAUGAGCACCCUCACUACCUUUAUAGUAAAAUGUGUACAUAUGUAUAUUUUGUAAUUUAAAUCAGAACAGCCAGUUGAAAAUAUAUACAUACAUUUUUGUGUGAAAUUUAAGUACAUGACUGGAUAAUAUUAGGGAGAGGUAAAUGUAUAUAAAAGCAAGUACUGUUCUCUCUCAGAUGGAUUUAAUUGUUCAAAUCCAGAAAGAAAUGGGGUAUUCAUACUUAAUAAAUUAUCAGAACCUCAGUGGUGAUUUUUUUAUGUAGGUAAUUACACACCAUAUAACUUGGGAUUUGCCCAAAUGUAUGUGUCCAAAGUGUCCUGUCUCAGACAUAAGGGGUGAAGGAGGUCUGUUCCUGGAGCAACUACCAGUAUUCCUGGGAAGUGACUGACCAAGGGAAGAGGCUUCUUUUAUGGGAAUAAAAAAUGACCCACACUAAAAGUGCCAAAAGCCAACACUACCUAAACCCUUCUGGUCCUUCUGCCACCUCUGGUACUUCGCUGCCAGGAAAUUUGUUCCUGUAUCUACUGUAGAACUAACAUGUACUUUUCUGAUGGCAACAAUGUUAUAGUGAUAUACCUAAAUACCCUGAGUUAAAUACUCCAGUGUGGGAUGGCCUGGCCCCAAACUCCAGCACAUGGCCUCAUUUCCAUAGGAAAAAGCAAACCAAACCCCAAGCCCAGGUCUACAUCUCCACUCCCACAGCACAGCAUGAGAGAAUGCUGCAGAGUGUUAGUGCCAGAAGAAGAAGGAGCUUCUUGCCUGUCUCUCAGAUGGUUUGGCAAUUCUAUUCCACUUUUCUAAGACAUGGCUGGUUCACCUAAAUAGCAUUUAAAAGCAAAAUAUGUAAAUUGCACAAAUGCCUCUUUUGCAUUUCAAACUUUAUAACACCAAAUAUUCUUAUCCUCUCUGUUAUCCUAGAGUUACCCUUGAGUUCGCAUCCUUUUCUCUUCACUCAGGCAACAGCCCCUGCCAUCAGUUUCCUGGUCCCCUCCCCCACACUGCCUUCACUGCUGCUUUUCUGAAGAAUGGUAACAUCUUUAAGUUUCUGUUAUGUUACUCUCACUUAUAAAUUAUCCAUGAUUUCCUGUUUUCUAGAAGAAUAACACCCAAUCCUUAAUUUGUCCUUUAAACCUAACAAUCUAGCCCCCAGUGUUUUACAACUUUAUGUGCAGAUGCUCUAUUCCAGAAUAGUCUAUGUAUCAUAUCCUGCCUACUCAAAUCCUAUCCUCUUCAAAAGCCUUGUCUCAAAACCCACCUCUGUUGUGCCAGUCCACACUGAAAUGGCCUUUCCCCCACCUCCUACAGCAUUUACUGUCAAUGCUGUGUAUUUUUUAAUAAUUCCCUGCCUUGUAACAUGUAAUUAUUAAAAAGGCUUAUUAGGUAUCUAUGAAGAUCACAUACUAGGCAACUACGCAUAUUGUUUGAAAUUUAAUGUUUGUUUACUGUCCAUCCAGUUGAAGUUACUGUAAUUGAUUUUCAGCCCCCAUCAUCCAGACUAUGCUAAGUACAUGGUAGAUGUGUAAUAAAAUUUGUUUCUGCUAA
Messenger RNA from Leptonychotes weddellii (Weddell seal), 3964 nucleotides. NCBI's taxonomy places the organism in Eukaryota, Metazoa, Chordata, Mammalia, Carnivora, Phocidae. The record is from RefSeq and is a predicted model, not a curated record.